This is a messenger RNA of Lutra lutra (Eurasian river otter), 884 nucleotides long. RefSeq lists its product as uncharacterized. The transcript has 4 exons. The record is from RefSeq and is a predicted model, not a curated record. Lineage: Eukaryota; Metazoa; Chordata; Mammalia; Carnivora; Mustelidae. The coding region runs from base 1 to 603 and encodes 200 amino acids.
AUGGAGAGACUCGGGGUCCGGAAGCAAGAGUCGCAGUCCGGAGGGGCUUGGUGGGGGGCGUCAGGCCGUUGGGAUUCCGCGGAGCUCCAGGGGCGCAUCGCAGCCGCUGCCGCCGCGGCACUUUGCAGCUUUGCCGCGGGCCCUCGACAGGGCGGCCGCACUAGCGAGCAGCGGGCGCCCACCUCCUCUCCGGCCUGGUCCCCGCGGCCACUCCGCGCCGACAGCCCCAGCCCAACUCGACAGCCUCUGCCCUACGGCGCAGUGGGCCUGUCGCCGCGACCGGUUCCCUGCGCAAGGCGGGACAGGUCGCCGGCGCCUCCGGCCUUCAGCGUGGGGCGGGCACCGCGGCUUCAGGCUUCCCGGCUCCGGCAGCUCGAUCCCAGGGCCCCUGGAAGCACCUCCUGCCCCUUCAGCAAAGAUUUAUCAUUAAUUUUUUCCCAACGGCCUACCAAAACUGUAAAUUUCCAUUCAUUCAAUUUCGUCAGUAGCCUCUACACCCAACAUGGAACUGGAACUCACAACCCAAGAUCAAGAGUCACAUGCUGUUUGGACUCAGCCAGCCAGGUGCCCCUGAAUAUAUCUUUAUUUGACCUCCUCUCUUGACUGGUGUGAUAAUUUGUUUGGGUAUAUUAUUCUAGGUUGGAAUUCAUUUUUUCUUAGAACUGUGAGUUUUCUACCUUGCAAUCUUACUUCUGAGGAUUCUAAUGAAAUUCUUACAUCCGUACAUGAUCCAUAUACCUAUGUGUAUUACCCUAUUGUUAUUACUAUUUUUGGAAACUUUGAUCAUCUUCUAUCUUUGAUGUUUUGAAAAUGCAUAAUGAUAUGCCUUGAUAUGCAUAUUUUCAUUCAUUGUGCUAGACACCCAAGGGCCCUUUUAAUUUAGA